AUGUCUACUGCUUUCUCGAGCGAAACCGGGCAACGAAUAGCCCACCUGAAUCAUCUCUAUGAAAUGCUUUUGAUGCCUGAGUGCCUCACCACAGAAGCCCUUUUGCCUGACUUUCAGGGACAGGACCAAAUCAUUCCCUGCUGCGUUGAAUCCUUGGAUUUCGCUCAGCAGGCUCUGCCAGUUUCAAUGGAUACGACGGAGCUGAGAGCUCAACCCAAUACAAGUGAUACGGCGGUAUUGAUGUUGACCUCAGGCAGUACUGGGCGCUGCAAAGCAGUACCUCUAAGCCAUGGGCAGAUUCUCGCUGCCAUAUCCGGCAAGGCCUGGCUGAUGCCAGUCCCCAAAGGAAGCAGCUUCAUGAGUUGGACCGGCCUUGAUCAUGUUGCCGGUCUUGUGGAGAUCCAUCUCCAAGCCAUUUACACUCGACGGGACCAGGUGCUUGUGCAGGCCACAGAUGUCCUGAUGGACCCCGCACACUUCUUGAACUUAAUUAAACGACAUAAUGUGGCAUCUACAUUUGCGCCAAAUUUUUUCCUGGCCAGACUCCUGGCUUUCAUUCAACAAAAGGACAACUGCAAAACUGGCCACGGUUACUUGGAUCUCAGUUGUCUCAGACAAAUUACCUCCGGUGGGGAAGCUAAUGUGACCAAGACAUGUGAUGAGUUGUCUCAAUUGCUCUACGAAAAAUAUGGUGCCCCACUGGACGUGAUUGUGCCAGGCUUUGGUAUGACAGAAACUUGCGCAGGCGCGAUUUUCAACAAUGCUUGCCCUCACUAUGAUGUGAAACAAGGACUUCAAUUUACCUCACUGGGUGUCUGCAUGCCAGGGAUAUUGAUGAGAAUAACUGGUGAAGGUGGAGAAGAUUGCCUCGCUCCAUCGUUUGGGGUGGUGGGUGACUUGGAAGUAUCGGGUGAGGUGGUCUUCGCAGGAUACUUCAACAAUACACUCGAUACCAAGCUAUCUUUUACAGAUGAUGGAUGGUUCAAGACAGGGGAUAGGGCAUUUAUUGAUCAAAAUGGAUGUCUGGUCCUCCAGGGUCGCUCCAAAGAUCUCUUGAUUGUCAAUGGCGUGAAAUAUAGCCCAUCCGACAUUGAGAGAGCAUUAGAUGAAGCGCAAAUUUCGGGUCUGGCACCUAGCUCCAGUUGCUGUUUCUCUUCAUUCUUGUCUGGAGGGAAUACUGAGCAGGUCGUGAUUAUCUAUUCACCGACAUACGACUCGGAGGAUAUUACUUCCCGUGCCCAGACUGCUGCUGAAAUUGCGAAGGUUUCUCUUAUGUUGACUGGCUGUCGGCCGCAAAUUCUACCACUCCCUUCAUCUUUACUGCAAAAGAGCUCUCUGGGAAAGUUGUCUCGGGCAAUGAUCAAAAGCACGUUUGAACAAAGAGGCUACGAGAUUCACGAGAAAGACAAUAUGGAUAAGCUCGUGCUUCACCGCACCAAUAAAAGACGGGAACCUCAAAGCACGUUGGAGUACCAGCUAUUGUCUAUAUUUAUUGACGCACUUGAUGUGGCCCCCGAUGAAUUCGAUGUGCAAACUUCCAUCCUGGACUUAGGUAUCUCUUCGAUUGAGUUGAUUAAAUUGAAGAGAAAAAUUGACACCAAACUCACAUGUGUCAAUAUCAAAGAUAUUCCCUUGAUUGAUUUAAUGACCAAUACCACCGUGCAUGCUCUGGCGGAGUAUUUGGAAGGCCCCGAACAGCAUGUAAAGGCAUACAACCCCGUUGUUAAACUACAGAGCCAUGGCCACAAGACUCCUCUUUGGCUUGCUCAUCCUGGUGUGGGAGAGGUGAUGGUGUUUAUGAAUCUAUGCAAAUACCUCACUGAUCGGCCGGUCUACGCCUUGCGGGCCUCGGGCUUCAACGAAGGAGAAUCGCCGUCGGAGUCCAUUGAAGAAAUUAUCAGCCUAUAUCAUGAGGCCAUCAAGACACAACAGCCUCACGGACCGUACGCGUUAGCCGGUUACUCUUAUGGAGGAAUGCUGGCCUUUGAGAUUGGAAAAGUUCUUGAAGCGAAUGGUGACCAGGUGAAAUUUAUUGGUUCUUUUAACUUGCCACCACAUAUCCGAACACGCAUGAGCCAGGUGAAUUGGAAAAUGUCUGUGCUAGACCUGUGCCACUUUUUACAAUUGGUCUCGGAGGAUCGUGCAGCGGAAUUAGCGCAUGAACUUGCGGAUGUUCCCGACGAAAGACUGAUAUCUGAAGUUAUGGUUCACGUUAACUCUGACAGGUUGGCUGAGUUAGCGUUAUCCUCCACAGCCCUUACUAGAUGGGCGCGAAUUGGCUUGAAUUUGCAUCGCAUCGCGGUCACAUACGAGCCUUCGUCCUCGGUAGCUAGCAUGGAUGUGUUUUUCUGUGAUCCAAUCACUGUGGUGGCUCCUUCAAAGGCGGUUUGGCUAGAAGAAUUCCUUCUCAAGUGGAACGAUUUUACCAGAGCUGGGGCACGAUUUCAUGAGGUGCAAGGCACUCACUAUACCAUGCUGUCCCCGGAUAAUGUUUUCUCUUUUCAGAAGGUAUUACGUGGUGCUUUGGAAGCGCGGGGGAUUUGA
This is a messenger RNA of Penicillium vulpinum, 2544 nucleotides long. Its product is annotated as non-ribosomal peptide synthetase. The record is from RefSeq and is a predicted model, not a curated record. The transcript has a single exon. Lineage: Eukaryota; Fungi; Ascomycota; Eurotiomycetes; Eurotiales; Aspergillaceae. The coding region runs from base 1 to 2544 and encodes 847 amino acids. Gene Ontology annotation, biological process: secondary metabolic process; biosynthetic process. Gene Ontology annotation, molecular function: CoA-ligase activity.